CUGAAGCGCAAGACCAUGGUACUGCAAAACGUAUCUCAAUUACUCAAUAGAUCUCUAGUGUAGAGAAAUUAGUGAGCUCACACGAUGGAACUCACUAAGGAGAAGCAGCCAGCCAUGGACCAACUCCAAGACAAAGCCCAGCUGUGGAACCACGCUCUAGGCUUCAUUAGAUCCAUGUCCUUCAAGUGCGCCAUCGAGCUCGGCAUUUCCGACGUUCUGCACAACCACGGCAAGCCCAUCACUCUCUCCGAGCUUGCCACCUUCCUCUCCAUCCCUCCGUCCAAAACCCCGGCCCUCGGAAGCCUCAUGCGCUUGCUCGUCCACUCCGGCGUUUUCGCGAGUCACCCACAACAAGGAGGGGGAGAAGAAGAGGGGUAUUUCCUCACGCCGACCUCUGAACUCCUGGUGAAGGAGGAGAAGGCGUGUGUCUCGCCGUUCGCGCUGCUGAUAUUGAACUGGACCAUGUUGGUGCCGGGGCACCAGCUGGGGGAGUGGUUCAUGGCCGGGGCGGCGGCGGAGACGCCGUUCGACAUGGCGCACGGCAAGGGGAUAUUUGGGGAGACGAACGUGAGGGCAGACUUCAACGAGCUGUUCAACGAGGCGAUGGCGAGCGACGCGCGGCUGGUGACGGAGGUGGCGCUUCUGCAGCGGCAGUGGGAGAUGCUCCGCGGGGUGCGGUCGGUGGUGGACGUGGGCGGCGGAACGGGCACGGUGGCGAAAUCCAUCGCCAAGGCGUUGCCCGAGGUGCGGUGCAUGGUGCUGGACCUGCCACACGUGGUGGCGACGAUGGACGAGGAGCAGCGGGAGGGCGUGGAGUUCAUCGGAGGGGACAUGUUCGAGCACAUCCCUCCGGCGGAUGCCGUCUUGCUCAAAUGGAUAUUACAUGACUGGAGUGAUGAACACUGCAUCAAGAUACUAAAGCAUUGCAAAGAAGCUAUUCCUACUAAGAAAGAUGGUGGAAAGGUGAUCAUAAUAGAUAUGGUAGUUGGUGUUACGACUGAUAUUUCUAUCUCAGUUGAAUCACAACUUAUUUUUGACAUGGAGAUGAUGAUCCUUACUCCAGGAAAAGAACGAAGUGAAAUUGAAUGGAAACGUUUAUUCCAUGCUGCAGGUUUCAGCGACUAUAAGAUCACACCAUCUAUGGGUUUACGAUCAGUCAUUGAGUUGUAUAACUAAAUAUUAGAUGAAGUGCGGUGAUUGGCUUGUAUUUUGGAUGAACAUGCUUCUAUUUAUAUGCUUAUAUAGCUAUUGGCUUGUAUAAGGAUAAACACCAAAUUACCUUGAUAUGCUAGGUUAAUUUGGUUAAUCAUAAGUAAUUGCCGCAUUGUAUGUCUUUCUGUAAUCCAAUAUUACUUUGCUUAUUAUGUAUGUUUUCUUUGGUCAUACUACCACUUCUCCACUGUAAAGUAAUGGAAACGUUAUGUUAUA
Messenger RNA from Elaeis guineensis (African oil palm), 1428 nucleotides. RefSeq names its product trans-resveratrol di-O-methyltransferase. Gene Ontology annotation, molecular function: O-methyltransferase activity; protein dimerization activity. NCBI's taxonomy places the organism in Eukaryota, Viridiplantae, Streptophyta, Magnoliopsida, Arecales, Arecaceae. The record is from RefSeq and is a predicted model, not a curated record.